AUGCCUGGAAGAUUAAGGUGCAAAGCCAUGUUUACAGGCAAUAAAUGAAGCUUUUAAAACCAGAGACAGCACACUGCCCUACUGAAGAUUGAGGGUGCUUAUUGCCGCAAAGAAACAGAAUCUCACCUGGGCAAGAGCUGUGCUUACUCUACAAUGCAAAGAACCAACACUGCGACUCCUGGUGGUAAACCAAACAAGACUUGUGUCAGUUGUGGUAAAGUGACCUAUGCCCAUGGAAAGAGUGGCAUGGUUCGUGCAAAAUUCAUCAGCUACCCACCUGAUAAAGCUAUUGGACACAGGAUUGAUGUGAUGCUGCACCCAUCAAGGAUCAAAAGCCUCUGA
Messenger RNA from Rhincodon typus (whale shark), 342 nucleotides. RefSeq names its product 60S ribosomal protein L35a-like. Gene Ontology annotation, biological process: cytoplasmic translation; ribosomal large subunit biogenesis. The record is from RefSeq and is a predicted model, not a curated record. Gene Ontology annotation, molecular function: structural constituent of ribosome. Gene Ontology annotation, cellular component: cytosolic large ribosomal subunit; ribosome. Lineage: Eukaryota; Metazoa; Chordata; Chondrichthyes; Orectolobiformes; Rhincodontidae. The transcript has a single exon.